Habropoda laboriosa is the source of this 3149-nucleotide messenger RNA. RefSeq names its product phosphatidylinositol 4-phosphate 5-kinase type-1 alpha-like (gene PIP5K59B). The record is from RefSeq and is a predicted model, not a curated record. NCBI's taxonomy places the organism in Eukaryota, Metazoa, Arthropoda, Insecta, Hymenoptera, Apidae. Gene Ontology annotation, molecular function: phosphatidylinositol kinase activity. The transcript has 18 exons. Bases 303 to 3050 code for a protein of 915 amino acids. Gene Ontology annotation, biological process: phosphatidylinositol metabolic process.
CCGGAGCUGGAGAGCCUUUGAGACCGCGUAUCGGUGACGAUUUUUUUGUUUCACUCCGACAUGAUAUAGUGAAAGAACGGGUAGAACACGCGAGUGCAAUUUUGAAAGAAAAAUGUACAGUGAGGGUGUGCGCGUUAUGCAUGCGUCGGCCUAAGUGUGCCGUGUUUCUCGAACUCGAAAGAUGCUGCCGUGCAAAGCGACGACAGAGGAGGCGCCUUCGCGAAACUGUCAGGAAGAUCGUCGUCGUUGUACGUGAGUCAGUGCGCUGCUCGGUGGAUUGAAAGAAGGCACGCACGUACAAAAUGGCUUCGGGCGACAAUGUGGACGUGAUCGAGGUGGUAGAGACAAGCUUCGCUGGCCCGGUACAGGCCACGGAGGAUCAUCUCAGGCCGGAACAGUCCGCGGACGAGGACAAUAAAUCUACGGGGGAUAAGGUGACAGCACUCGACAGCUUGGUAACACAACAUGGCAUCACAGGGCCCAAAACCCCUGUGGGGGUGUCGAGGAACAAAUCGGAGCGGGAAAGAAAGAUCGGCCACAGAAGAGUUGGAGUGGGAGGUGAAAUCACGUACAAAAAGAUCCAAACGACACAAAUCAUGGGAUCUAUACAGCUAGGCAUCCAACACGCGGUAGGCGGUUUAGCGAGCAAACCAGAACGUGAUUUAUUGAUGCAAGAUUUCAUGACAGUGGAGACGACGAACUUCCCAAGCGAGGGUUCCAAUCACACUCCUGCUCAUCAUUUCUCCGAGUUUAAGUUCAAGAACUACGCACCCAUUGCAUUUCGUUACUUUCGGGAUCUCUUCGGCAUUCAACCGGACGAUUUUUUAAUGUCGAUGUGUAGCGCUCCGUUACGCGAAUUAUCGAACCCAGGCGCUAGUGGAAGUAUCUUUUAUCUAACAGAUGAUGAUGAGUUCAUCAUAAAGACUGUGCAACACAAAGAAGGAGAGUUUUUACAGACGCUUCUUCCAGGAUAUUAUAUGAAUCUAAAUCAAAAUCCAAGGACGUUAUUACCGAAAUUCUUCGGAUUGUAUUGCUAUCGGUGUAAUAGUAAAAAUGUUAGGUUAGUCGCUAUGAAUAAUCUUCUGCCUUCGUCGGUGAAACUGCAUCAGAAGUACGACUUGAAAGGGUCGACGUAUAAAAGAAAGGCAUCGAAAACAGAAAGAUCAAAAUCGUCACCGACGUACAAAGAUUUAGAUUUCAUGGAACAUCAUCCCGAGGGGAUCUUUUUAGAAGCAGAUACGUAUAACGCGUUGGUGAAGACCAUUCAGAGAGAUUGUCGAGUAUUGGAAAGUUUCAAGAUCAUGGAUUAUUCUUUACUCGUUGGUAUUCACAACCUUGACCAGGCUGCGAGAGAAAAAGCGGAGCAGAAAUUAUCAGCGAGUGCAGAAGAGGAAGUUGGCGAAGUCGGAGGUGAGAGUGCAGGAUUUACUCCAGCGGAAAGGGAGAGGGAACGGGAGGAAAGAACAGGUGCCAGCGCCCUGAACCGAUCACGAAGUAUAAACCGACAAAGGUUGGUUGCGCACAGUACCGCUAUGGAGAGUAUUCAGGCUGAAAGCGAGCCGAUCGACGAGGAGGACGAUGUACCCAGUCCUGGUGGUAUUCCUGCUCGCAACGCUCGCGGCGAACGCCUGCUACUCUUCCUUGGUAUUAUUGAUAUUUUGCAAAGUUACAGGCUCAAGAAAAAGCUCGAGCACACCUGGAAGUCGAUGAUACACGAUGGUGACACUGUGUCGGUACAUCGGCCAGGUUUUUACGCGCAGCGUUUCCAAGAUUUCAUGGCCAAGACUGUAUUCAAGAAGAUACCGUCACUGGACCUGCCUGAGAUUAAGGGGAAUCAUCGCAAAUUCCGUAACCUCGUCACCAGCUACAUAGCGUUGAAACAUUCCCCGUCGAAGAGAAAAAGCAUAACCAGGCCUCUCAGGCCUCUGGACGGCGACUUCGAUUCUACUGCGGUGCCGACAACCGGAACUUCGACAAUGCAUGCUACGUCACCCACGAAGGCUGCGAUCACGAGCGACGUUGCGAUCAGCACAACGAGCACGGUGAUGUCCAGUGGUUCGGCACCGAUCGCUACUUCAACCCCGGUGAACUUCGCUUCAGGCCCGGUGAACCCGCCUCCGUUAACCUUGGCCACGCCGCCGCAUCAAGAACCGCAGGUGACGAGUUCCUCGGCCAAGGUAACGAGCUAUCCGGCUGUGUUGAAGGGCAGAACCGCCGCCAGUCCGCCAAAUCCAAAUUUGGUACCGUCUGGCAAGAUUCCACCGCCUGUUCCACCAAGAGGCACGGGUCAAUCGAGGACCGCGAGGUCCUCGGAGGAGCAUCGCGGCACCGGAACCGCCACAUCGGCGUCCUCUAUCACAUCCAGCCGAGGUGGCACCCUUCCUUCCACCUGCUCCACCCCGCCCCCGCCCUUUGACGAUGCAGUGCGCUCAAACGACCAAACAUUGGCUUCCGGUGGUCAACUUCAACAGGGUGCACCGACCACCAUCUUAACGAGCAGUCUGAGCAGUGCUCAAUCGAAGCACAACAAGGUCGUGCAUCAUGUCACCCUCACCAAAACUUAUCACGAUGCCGUGAGCAUAUCCGACGUCCACCUGGAGAGCAGUGGUAGCGGAAGCGGCAGUGGUGGAAGGGAAACGAAGUCGUCGUUGAGCGUAGAGAGCGGUGGUAGCAGCCGAGGCGGAGGCGGUUUGACCUGGACACCUCCAGCAGGAAGCGCAGAGGGUUCGACGCCUACCUGGACAGAGGGUACACCUUCCUUCACCGAAAGCUCCAGCAGCGGUGACGCAGGUUGCCCGACCACGCCGAUCAGGGGCAGCCAACGUCAGGACGACGGAGGAAGGAUCGCUGCCACCGUCGAGGAGGCACUAGCCAGUCUCACUACGGAAAUGAGACGAACGAACGAGAACGCGAAGGAUCUUGCGGAACAGAGAACGUCCCUGUCGAUGUACAGACAAGUGAGAACGAGUUUCAAACGUGCCAGCACGAACCACGUGUCGAUCAUGAGGAGUAUGCAAAGAGUGUUGAACAUUCAACGCCAGGAGCCGUAAGGAUCGGGAAGGAAGCUGUUGUAACGUACGAAAUCUCUCGAGAAAAAUAAUUGAGCGCGCGCGUACAUACACACAGUAUUGUUCGUGUAGAGACGUGAA